AAACAUAGGAACAAUGGAAUACAGUUUUUUUUAGGUUACACCAAGCGCAAAACAGGGUAUUUGAAGAAGCUCUCAAGCGGCACAGAGACCUGGACCAUUUACCUCUGUAGAAUGUGUUCCCCCUUAACACAUGGACUCUUCCAGUCACCCCUGUCAUCCAGUGUGAAAUGGACUAUUCCUGAACUUUCCAUCGGAGUUCGCAAAGUGACGGAGUAGAGAGCAGGCGGAUGAAAACGGGAAGGCAAACUGUCUGAAUAUUGUAGAUAGUUUGUAGAUGUAGAUACAUAGUAUUAGUCCAAAUUAGAGGAGUUCUAUCGAUUGUGCGUGUGCGUGCAUCACAACAACCACACAUAUAUGCACAUCUAAUAAAGACAAUUUGGAUUAUUCAAGUGAGACAUCAUUGUUCUGAUCGGGCAAACUGUAGCCUUCAUCCAAACCCGGACUAGCAAUAGAGUGCAGAUUAACAAGAUUUUUCAUGGUCCUUCGAGCCGGAUGGUGAAUUGUUACAGAGAUGUCUCAACCUGAGAAUGAAGUGCCCGUUGUGCGUCCACGAAGACGGAUUAACCCACCAGCUCAUCUAGUGGACUACGAGCUUGGUGAGCCAUUGCAGCAUCGACAGCCACUCCCAGGCCACAGUCCAAUCAGAGGACAGUCACCAAGUACAGUAGGACAUACCAGAUCGAGUUCUCCUGUCAGCCAAGAUUUCGAACGUGGUAAAUGGACACUGAGAGACGAAUGGCCAAGUGCAUCUGAUGGGCGAGAAGGAAAUGAAGUAGAGUUUACAGCCAUGUUACAAGAAAUGAAACAAGAGAAUGCAGUCCUGCGAAAACAAGCCAACCAGCUUCCAGAGAUUAUCUCAGCAUUACAGGACAUGCGCCAUCAGAAUGCCAUGUUACAUGACAAACUUAAAAGUCUUGAGGCAGAAAAGGAAUCCCCCUUCAGGCCAGUGACUUUUCCAGCCCCGUCUCCAGGUCCCUUUACUCCAGGGGUGAGCCCUGAGACCCCACAACGGUUUCGUCCAAUUCCAGCCCCACGGAUAAAGCCACCAACAAAGCCUACUGCUGUGAGAGGACAGCGCCCAGCUACAGUGGACGAGUACCCUGGAAUGGCAGAGGAUUUUAGGAACAUGGACAUUUCUUCCUCAAUGCCUGAGAGAGUACCAACACCAGUACAUUACAGGGACCCUCCUCAGCCCAGGUACCCUCAUUCCACACCGCACAUUCCAUCUCAUCUGUCAGAGUUCAAGACUCCAGCACGUGAGCGGAUACUGCCCGCUCACACCGACUACAGUAAAGUUUAUUACCAGCCUCCAUCCACACAGGAAAAGAUGUACAGAGGCCCUGCUCCAACUAUCCCCUUUCUGACAACCCCGAACCCUAGAGAGUUCUCUAGACUGAGGAUAGCACUAGAAAACAUUCUACCUGAGGAUGCAACAGAACAGUUCAAGUACCAGAUCCUCACUGACCACCUGAAACUGGAGGAAGCGCUACUUGUGGCGGACUCAUAUAGCAACUCAAGGUUCCCAUUCACAAACACCCUGAGAGCCCUCAAUAAAAUGUAUGGUCAGCCCCACCAUCUAGCAUUACAGCGCAUUGCCGAAUUGAUGGAUGGUCCAAACAUUAGCAGUGGGGACGUGAAAGCUUUUCAGAUGUUUGGACUCCAAGUGCGCUCCCUGGUUAGUAUGCUGGAACAGCUGGGCCAGAAAGGCAAUGUUGAGCUGGAGUGUGGGUCACAUGUCUCCAGAUUGAUGAGUAAACUGCCACAUGACCUCAGGUCCAGUUUCAAGAGGUACACUCACCCUCUUUGUGUCAGCAUCCCCACCUUAUUGGACUUUGCAGAUUGGCUUGAGUAUGAGCUUCAGGUGCAGGAGGAGCACACUGACUAUUCUAGUCAGCCCAAAGCUUCAUCACUGUUGAGAAAGGAGAUGAGAAGAGACUCUAAACAACCUCGUAAAUCCACUACCAUCCUCCUUGGUACAGAGAACCCAAAACCCAGCCCAACCACACCAGCACAUCCACCCAAACCAGCCGCUGUUAAGAGAGAAGGGGUGAAUGCUUACUGUCCAUACUGCGAAAACAACAGACAUUUCUUGAAUGGCUGUGAGAACUUCAAGCUUCUCAGUAAGGAACAGAAAGUGACUUGGAUUAAAGGUCAAAAUAGAUGCUGGCGCUGUGGACGUGGUCAUCAUGCCGCCAAUUGCACACUCAAAACCCUUUGUCCAACUUGCAACAGGAAACAUCUACAGGCACUACACAAUGUAAAUGAGCAAGGUAGAGCUACAGAAGAAGCAGUUACAUCCAGUGCAGUCUUGUAUGUGGAUCGUCCAACUUGUGACAACAAAAUUCUGCUGAAGGUAACCAAAGUUCUGCUCCAAAAUGGCCACAAAUCCAUGGAGGCAUAUGCAAUUCUGGAUGAUGGGUCAGAACGGACCAUUAUCCUACAAGAAGCAGUCAAGAAGUUGAAUUUGAAGGGACAGCCAGAAGACUUGGUUCUUCGCACAGUCAGGCAAGACACCCAGACCAUUCACGGGGCGGCUGUGACCUUCACUGUGUCUUCAGUAGCGUACCCAAGGAAGGCCUUCAGGAUACGGAGUGCCUUCACCGCCAACAGCCUGGGCUUAGCAGAACACACACAUCCAGUCAAGGUACUCCAGAAAAGGUACAAGCAUCUUGAGGGCCUGCCACUACAGCACCUUCACAAGGUGAAACCAGUGGUUCUCAUUGGCUCUGACUGCCCUCACCUCAUCACGCCAAUCGAACCAGUUAGACUGGGUCCUCCUGGUGGCCCUGCUGCUGUGAGAACACGUCUAGGAUGGACACUUCAAGGCCCAGCGCUGGAAAUAUCCAGCAAGCUUUCCCCACAACAGUGUCUCUUCACCAGCUUGCGGCCUAGUAAUGACAUUUAUGCGAAUGUGGAGAAACUGUGGAAAAUUGACAUUCUUCCAUAUCAGAAUGAGAAGGUACUGACAAGGUCAAGGCAAGACCAAGAGUGUAUCAAACUUCUCCAAGACAAAACAGUGAGAGUGGAUGUUAACGGAAUCCAGCGUUAUGCUACCCCUCUUCUACGGACAAAGGGUAUGCCAUGUCUACAUGCACCCAAAGAAGCUGUCCUGCCACAAUUAAGGGGAAUAGAAAAUCGGCUCAACAAGAAUCCUGAGCAAGCUGCAGCCUACCAAGAGGAAAUAGUCAGGUUACAGCAAGCUGGCUACAUCACCAAACUCAGUCCUGAUCAGGUGGACCGUUCUAGAGAGAGUUGGUACAUCCCACAUCAUCUGGUGGAACAUAAUGGAAAGAAAAGGGUCGUCUUCAACUGUUCAUUUGCUUACCAAGGUCACAACCUGAAUGAGUACUUGCUCCCAGGUCCCCCACUCAGUCCUUCUCUGCUGGCAGUUCUCCUGCGUUUUCGAGAGCAUUCCAUCGCCAUUAGCAGUGACAUUCGUGGGAUGUUCCACCAGGUACGGCUUUUACCUGAAGACAAACCACUACUGAGAUUUAUUUGGAGAGAUCUUCAGAGAGAUAAAUCACCAGACGUGUACGAAUGGCAAGUUCUACCCUUCGGAACCACAUGUAGCCCUUGCUGUGCAACAUUCGCUCUACAGAAGCACGUCCUGGAUAACAGUGAGUCUGAAGACACGAGGUUCUCAAUAGAGAAAUCUUUCUAUGUUGACAACUGCCUUCAGAGUUUCACCUCAAGUGAAACAGCUAAAUAUUUUGUUGACAAACUCAGCAACCUCUUAAGUUCAGGAGGCUUUGACUUAAGACAGUGGGCGAGCAAUGACCCAUCAGUCAUCAGUCACCUGCCAGCUGAUGCUCGAUCCCAAAGCAAUAUCCAGUGGCUCAGCGAAGGCCAUCAAGACUCACAAGAGUCAACCCUCGGGCUACAUUGGCAUUGCUCAUCGGACUCUCUCUCCUAUAAGCAACGUUGGAUAAAUCACCCACGUCCAACUAUGCGGAGUAUAUACCACACCCUCGCUAGCCAGUAUGACCCCAUUGGCUAUAUUACACCAUUCACAACACGAGCCAAAGUAAUUGUACAGAGGCUAUGGGACAAAAAAAGAGACUGGGACGAUACCAGACUGCCUGAGGAACUGUUGAACUUGUGGAAAGCUUGGGAGAGAGAGCUGGAUGAUCUACAGCACAUUUCGUGGCCGAGAUGUUACUGCAGCAAAGAACUAGAUUACCCUACCAGCACCAGACAGAUCCAUAUUUUCUGUGAUGCUUCAGAGCAAGCCUAUGGUUCUGUGGCUUACCUACGAACUGAAAACCCAGAAGGUAAAGUGGAGGUAGCCUUCGUCGCUGCUAGAUCUCGGGUAGCCCCGAAAAAACAACAGACCAUUCCACGGUUGGAGUUAUGUGCAGCAGUGACUGGUGCCCAGCUCGCAAAGACUCUGAAGACAGAACUGACUUUGCACAUCCACAGCGUCACCCUGUGGUCUGAUUCCACCACUGUCCUAAACUGGUUGCUAUCACCCUCCUGUCAUUUUAAAGUGUUUGUAGGCACCAGAGUGGCAGAAAUCCAGGAACUCACAGAGUCUGAUAAGUGGAGGUAUGUGCCAUCAAAGGAGAAUCCAGCAGAUGACAUCACCAAGGGAAAAUCUCUCUGUGACAUAAACCAGGAAAGCAAGUGGAACAAAGGUCCCAAAUUUCUCAGGGAAACCACUGACCACUGGCCAGAGAUGCUGCCUUUACUGACCAUUGAUCAAGACUGUGAACUAAGAAAGCCAGUCUUCUGUGGUCUAUCAACGUCCUCCCCACCCAUUCCUUAUCCACAGAAGUAUGAUACACUUCCAGAGAUGCUAAAGGCAUACAUCCAGCAAGUCAAUGGGGCAGCCACUAACAUCCCAACAGCAGACGAUUACAAAGAGGCAGAACUUGCAGUCCUUCGUCAAAGCCAGUACGAGUCAUUUCCAGAGGAACUGUCCUGCCUUAGAGCAGGUAAACCCUUGCCAAGAAAUAGCCGCUUACUGUGCUUAGCUCCUGAAUUUGAUGAGGAUACAGAACUCAUACGAGUUGGUGGUCGACUUCGUCAAAGCAGCCAACUGGAAGAUGAUGCUGUACAUCCCAUUGUCCUCGAAUCACGUCACCCUCUCACCAAACUAAUAAUCAAGGACUAUGACAAUCAGUUACAUCACCCAGGGCCAGAUAGGGUGUUCGCGGAACUUAGAAGAAAAUACUGGGUGAUACGGGGACGAGCCACAGUCAGAAACCACCAACGACAGUGUCCAGAGUGUCAGAGAUGGCGGGGACAACCACAUCCCCCCAGAAUGGCAGACCUCCCACCUUCUAGGCUAAGGAUACAUCAACCUGUCUUCUACUCGACAGGUGUGGAUUGCUUUGGACCUUAUACCAUAAAGGUGGGACGUAGAACUGAGAAAAGAUGGGGAAUCAUCUUUAAAUGCAUGACUUCACGUGCAGUUCACAUUGACAUUCUCACCAGUAUAGACACCGAUUCCUUCUUGAUGGCUUUACGGCGAUUCAUUUCAAGACGUGGGAAACCCUUUGAGCUCCUAGCAGACCAAGGUACCAACUUUAAAGGAGGAGAAAAAGAACUAAGGAAGUCAUUCAACUCUCUUCACCCUGACCUCCAAACCCAACUCGCUAGCCAACAAAUCAAAUUCAUCUUCAAUCCACCCAGUGCACCACACUUCGGUGGAUGUUGGGAAAGAGAAAUACGCUCCUUAAAGGCUGCACUUCAAGUCACCAUUGGUGCCCAAACGGUUACAGAAGAAGUACUUAGAACAGUCUUCAUAGAGAUAGAGGGCAUCCUCAACUCCAAGCCCAUUGGCUAUACCUCUUCGGACAUUGCCGAUCCAGAUCCUGUGACUCCAAACAUCUUGCUGAUGGGGCGGCGGGAUGCCUCAUUACCGCAAGUGGGAUAUCAGGACACUGAGCUCUUGAGCCGUAGGAGAUGGAGACAUAGCCAGGUCUUGGCUGACCACUUUUGGAAGCACUUUAUCCGGCACUACUUACCCAAUCUCCAGAUAAGACAAAAAUGGAAAACCGAAGAAGCCAACUUGCAGAUCGGUGACACAGUCAUGAUCGUGGACCAGCAACUACCUCGUUCACUUUGGCCCAUAGGCAGAAUUGUUCAGGUCUUUCCUGGGCACGACCAACGAAUUAGAUCUGCAGAAAUACAGAUCAGAGACAAGACUUACACCCGACCUGUAACCAAGAUUAUUUGUCUGCCCCCACUCCCUGAUUAGCAAAGACAAAUUUAGGCAAAAUUCACACUGUGAAUUUGGGGCGGCUGUAGAAUGUGUUCCCCCUUAACACAUGGACUCUUCCAGUCACCCCUGUCAUCCAGUGUGAAAUGGACUAUUCCUGAACUUUCCAUCGGAGUUCGCAAAGUGACGGAGUAGAGAGCAGGCGGAUGAAAACGGGAAGGCAAACUGUCUGAAUAUUGUAGAUAGUUUGUAGAUGUAGAUACAUAGUAUUAGUCCAAAUUAGAGGAGUUCUAUCGAUUGUGCGUGUGCAUGCAUCACAACGUAAGUAAUUAUAUCAUUACUGAGCAUUCUUAGCAACUCUAAGGAUUAACGCUAUUACGCCUGUAUAAGUGUUUACAUUUUACUGUUGUUUAUAUGAUUGUGCUCCACCGGAAUUAUACUGCUACUUUUCAGUAUUAUUCAUGUUAUUUACUGUCAAUACAUGCAUAUUUAGUCAUUACAAAUAAGGAUACACGGCCGCAUCUCGGGUAGCGCGCAUGCGCUCUGGAGUUGUUUACGUUCGAAGAUACAACACUCACACAGCAGAGAUGUUCACGUGAACAGUUCAUGCGCAGUGUUAGCGCACAUACAUAGUUUGUAUAUGUUUAUACUGGACACCCAUUUCCACUUAUAUAAGUAGUUAGACCUGGAUUGUUAUAUUGUCUGUUAUAUUUAUCUCCAUUGAACAGCCAUUUUCAAAUAAGCUUUAUUUAAGUUGUUGUAUGUAUACAUUUAAUUUCAUAUCUAUGUUUCUAUUUUAUAUUUUCAGAACCACACAUAUAUGCACAUCUAAUAAAGACAAUUUGGAUUAUUCAAGUGAGACAUCAUUGUUCUGAUCGGGCAAACUGUAGCCUUCAUCCAAACCCGGACUAGCAAUAGAGUGCAGAUUAACAAGAUUUUUCAACCUCCAUGCACACAUAUUGACAUUGGGAAUUAUAUUGUUAUUGG
This is a messenger RNA of Carassius auratus (goldfish), 7150 nucleotides long. RefSeq lists its product as uncharacterized. The coding region runs from base 512 to 6202 and encodes 1896 amino acids. Gene Ontology annotation, biological process: DNA integration. The record is from RefSeq and is a predicted model, not a curated record. Lineage: Eukaryota; Metazoa; Chordata; Actinopteri; Cypriniformes; Cyprinidae. Gene Ontology annotation, molecular function: nucleic acid binding. The transcript is spliced from 2 exons.